GAAGGCUUUUGGAUCGUGGUAUAUUGAUAUAAGACCGUAACCACAGCAACUUUCCUUCACUUUACCCAAAAAAAGGAAUAUCUCACACGGCAGACCCAACCGACCACAGGAACAAACUCCUAUCACAGAAACACAGGAAGAUGAUGAUGGCGUGGAUGAAGAAGAUUUUUAACCUGCUGUCUCUGAUCUGUCUGUGCACCGCUCAGCAGAAAUGGACCAAGGACACCUCCGAGUGGGACCAAAGAGACAAAUCAAAUGGCAAGAGUUGUUCAAACCUGACUCAAGUACUGGACAACUGGAAAUAUGCCAUCAUGUACCAGGUGAAGGAUCUGCUGGUCAACAAUCAUGCGUCUGUUUUACCCGAUUAUAUCAGGAUCCAGGGCCUCUCUGAUGCGAUGGGAGAUCUCUAUAAGCAGUUUGACACCCUUAAGGAGAACCUGGGGAAAUUAUCCAGUAAGUUUGACAGAGUGGAAAGCUUUGUGGACGAUCGCCAGGCAAGAAGAUUUCCCAGGCCAAAGGUCUGGACGCCUCCGAGACAAGUGCCACAACACAUACCCCUGAAAAACCCAACACGGGUCACAGGCAAAGAAUUAUGGGCUCAAAGACUGAGAGCCAGACGAGGCCCUGGUACUUAACAGACUGAAGACUGAAUUUACUUCUUAUAGAGAUGUACGGUAAUAAUGAUGGUUUUUUAAUGAUAACCUGCUUUGACAUUAGCCCAUCAGGUAUUACUAUUCGACAAAUUCUGUUGUUUACGAAUGUACGCGUUGAUUGUUGGGUAUAUAUCGCAUAUGAAAGGACCAAUGGGUUAUUUGUAUAGUUUGAUGGAAUUUAUUAUUCAUAUUAGAUAUUAAUGUAUUCAUUUUUGAUUGACAGGAGAUUUAGAAACAGAAACAAUGUCAGACAAUAAUUAAGUAUUUAAGUGUAUGUUAUGAAUGUUAUAGUGAGAAUUAUGUCAUCAUAUGUAGGACAAAUAUUGAAGGUGCAGUGUAUUAAAUAUUAAAAUUUAACCUUAGCAAUUCCGUAAGUGUAAAUGUUAUAUUUUUAUUGCAACCUCACGUGAAUGUGUGUAUUUUGCCAUGUUUAUUAAGGUAAAAUAUAAACACACCAAUGUCUAUAAAGUAUUCAAUCAACAUCA
Messenger RNA from Triplophysa dalaica, 1138 nucleotides. RefSeq lists its product as uncharacterized. Lineage: Eukaryota; Metazoa; Chordata; Actinopteri; Cypriniformes; Nemacheilidae. The coding region runs from base 141 to 635 and encodes 164 amino acids. The transcript has 4 exons. The record is from RefSeq and is a predicted model, not a curated record.